AACCCUGAAACUUAGCUGAGGGCAUAGAGUCUUAAGGUUUAAGAAAAGGUCUCCACUUUUUUUGCCAUUUGUUUUUAUGUGUAUUGAUUUUUAACAGGCUAAGGUUUUGCUACUGUAUCAUAAGAGAGUUUAUUUGGUGUUUGUCAAGUUUUUCCGGAGAAACUGGCACGCACAAUAAGUUUAUUCUCAGUAUGACAGCAUUUGACAAGCUGCUCUGGAAACCUUAUAUAACAGUUUCUGGAAGAAAUGAGGAUGAUUCUAAUGGGAAGAAGGAAAGGAGGGAGGGAGGGGAAAAGGAAGGGGAAGGAAGGAAACCGACUUUUGAUAAUUAUUUCUCAACAAAUGUCUAUAUUUCAACUGGAUUGCAUGGAGAAAAUGUUUCAACAGGAUGGACUUGUGUAUGUGUGUGAGAGAAGGUGGGGGAGAAAACAGUAGAAUUGGCACAUUUUCUAAUUGUGUUCUGACUAAAGACUUCUUUCUUCUGGGCUGCUCAUCUGAGUCAAGCAGCUGCUGAAGUUCCAUAGUCUCCGCCUUCCAGGCAACAAGCAACAAUAGCUACAAAAGGGAUGUUCAUGAAAGGCUGAGAAUGCACUUAUUUCACUUGCUCUGCGGGCAGCCGGAGCUGCGGAAAGAUUUUGCUCUUGCUUUCCCAGCUGCUGGCAAAUGGCAGCCUUUCUUGAAUCAUGCUGGGGUGAUAAUUUCCUCACCUAGCUUCACAUUCAUCUUGUGCAACAGAGCAUUCUUCACUUCAGCAAGAACUCCACAACUGUAAGUUGGCAGAUGAUUUUGAUUUAUGGACCCCUGAGAGGGUCUUGAGGAACUGCUGUUCUGGAGAGAAGGCAAAAGGAAGACAGGGGUUCCUGCUUUUUUCACAGAGUGAAUCUGAAUGAGCUAUAGAAGAAGCUUCCCAUUCAUGCAGACAAAACUAUGAGCAACAGACAUGGGGGAUGGCAGAGUCUGGUGAUUGCUUUCCUGUGGAAAAUUAGCCAACUAGCAAUGCCAGCGCACGGAUGACACUGACAUGGAGUCUUAGUUCUGAAAGAUUUGAAAGUUGAUAGACAGAAAUGCUCUAGGGCCACAGGUCAGUAAAAUGUUUUGGAAUAGUGUUAAAUAAUACAUUUUUCUGGUUCAGGAUAACAUUAUCCCAAGGUAAAGAGGGACUGGAAGUGAACUCCCCAGGAUGGCCAAAACCAGGAGUUUCUUCUUUCUUUCUUUCUUUCUUUCUUUCUUUCUUUCUUUCUUUCUUUCUUUCUUUCUUUCUUUCUUUCUUUCUUUCUAGGAUAACCAUCGAUAGGCUUUUCUGUAGCCUUUUCAAAUAAGCAUGGCAGAGGGAGGAACUUCAAGACACUGGGAGGCAAAGAGACGUGAUGUCAAGAGGGCAGAGGCCAGGCUCACCCUGGGGCUGCGCAGCUUAGAGGAAGCCCGACUCUACUAUCUGAACACCAUGACCAAGGAACAGCAGCGACUCCAGCAGGAACUCCUAAGGUUGCAGAAAAGCUGCUCUAAGCAGAAAUUCUCAUUGGGCCCUGGACAUAUUCGCUUUAAAGCAACUUUGCCUCUACCUUCUUCUCUGGUGGUGCAGAAUUCUGCUGGCUUCCAUUAUACAGGAUUGCGAUCGCGAAGAAAAACAUUGCCGAAGACUGGGGAAGUUGCAUGGACAAAGCAGUCUUUCAGCCAUCCAUGGAAGCUCAGUGGAGAUGUCUCUGGUUAUGAAGGAAAGAGAAAAAAGCACUUGCCACCCUUGGAGGCCAAAGACCCAAAUAUUGUUGAUGACAGAGACAUGAGCAGUCUUAAAGACUCCAUGGCUAAACAGCUAAAUAUUUCAGCAGAGUCUGUGGGCAGGGAGGACACUGAUAUCAUAGAAGAGCAAGGAAAAGACUCAGUGAAAGAAGAGCCAAGGGAUCCUCGAGCCAAAGAUACCAUUAUUGUCACCAAGCCCAUGAAUCUCCCUGACAAUCGAAGACCUUCUCUCGAUCGUGAGAGGCUGGUCAUGGAUCCUGAGGCCUAUGCUGCUGAUGGACGCCUCAGGACUAUGUACAACAGACCUGAUUUCCUCAAAUCUUAUGGUGAAGUUAGGAAAGCCCGCUAUAUCCGGCACAAGGGUAUUCCAGCCUGGGAAAAGGAACUCAGCCUUCAAGAUAUAUUUGGGCCCAAAAAAACCAUGGGGCAUUCCUCUUAGGAAAUGGUUGCUACCAAAGCCAAGCCCUAAGCAGGCAGAAUAGGCAGAUGUAGCAAAGUAAAGCACCAAGAGGCGUCUGUUGAAAAGACUGCAGAGACAAGACCAUUUAGCUACUUCUACCGGGCAAGCUAAAUGCAGUCUGGUCUCAAGCAGGCAGCAAAAACAGGUCUUUUAUUGAGCAUCUGGUGGGCUGCUGUGCACAAGGACAAAGUGGGUAAGGAGGUGAGGGAAAUGGGGAGAUAAAGGCUCAAAGUUUCAUUGGGAACAUACAAUUUAAGAUCAAUGAAUAUGUACAUAAUAAUUCUACUCGGUGACUUAGUUUUAUCAGACGUAGUAAUCAGCUCAAAGUCCAGACCACACUAAUAUGAAGGACGUUUGGGGAAAAGAUAAAAAUGAUGAAUGGACUUUGAAGGUUCUUAUUCCAGUUUUUUUAAAGCCAGGUCUUUCAAGUCUUGGUUAACAUCUUUUGACAUCCAUUAUUUGAGCUGAUAAGCAUUGUAGCAUUUCCAUAUGUCACCCCCCCCCGCCCCCAGAUUGCCUUUUAGUUUUUAAUGGGGAAGGGGGAGAAAAUAGCUAUAGAGUCUUCAGUUUGGCUCCUGGCAUCUAUCUAGAUGAGUCCUUGCAAUUUUCUUUGCAAGUUUUUAGGAAGGAUUUGGCACUCCCUUCUUCCAGCUACAUUUAUGUAAUACCUUUAUUAAGGCCAGCCAAAAUGGCAGAAAAACAUGUGUAAAUUUCCUUUAGAGCAAUGUAUCAGGCUAAAAAUGUUUCUAGAAAGUGAAGAAUUGAAAAAAAAAAAGUAAGAAAGUCCAAACACUAGGGCAGAUAUGGUGCCUAUGAGUUCUGUCCUUUAAACUAAAUCUGAAUAUGUUAAGAUGUGGAUUGUGGCUAUCAAAUUAAAGAUCUGACACUAAUAUGCUGGUAUCAAAUUAAAUUUAACAUUCUAGGAUAAAGAAA
This is a messenger RNA of Crotalus tigris (Tiger rattlesnake), 3133 nucleotides long. Its product is annotated as coiled-coil domain-containing protein 190-like. The record is from RefSeq and is a predicted model, not a curated record. NCBI's taxonomy places the organism in Eukaryota, Metazoa, Chordata, Lepidosauria, Squamata, Viperidae. The transcript has 4 exons. Bases 1322 to 2179 code for a protein of 285 amino acids.